GCAGCCAAUCAGAUGUCCGAUGGAGUGGCCGCUUCGGACAGACACAGCUUGCAGUCAGUCGCAACAGUCCGUCCGGACUACAAAGAUCGGUUCGGUGAGAAGUGAGAGUGACGGAAAGACAGGCGGACAAUGAGCGGGCAGAGGGCGACACGGCAGAGGAGAGGGCAGUAGAUGGAGACAAAAAGGUCCUUGGCCAGAAAACUGUAAAUUAAGAAACAGCUGAAGGGCAGGUGUAGCUUAGGCUUUGAGAGGUGUUCAGUAAACAGAGAAAGACAACGGAACAUUUGUUUUUUUAAUCAUUUUAUCCGGGAUAUGGUAGCAGAGCGCACAUGGAUUUAGUCGACCUCUACCUUCCCGAGUGUUUCAGCUACAACUCUGACACAGAGUAUCCAGGCAGAAUGUCAGUGAGGGGCUUGGACCCUGCCUGUCCCACCUCGAUAAAGCGUGAGCCCUCCAGCCCCAGCUCUCAGGGCGAUGUCAGCCCAGCUCACCCCAGUCCAGUCAGCUCCUCAUCAGAUACGAACUCCAGUUGCGGUCCCCUCACGAAGGGCGUCAGUCACAACAAUGGGCUGGACUCACUGAGCCUCUGUGGUCACACAGCAGGCUUGGCAAAUAAUGGUGGAACAAACAGGAGGUUUGGGGAGGAAGAAGGCCAAGUGAAGUGUGAGUUCAUGCUGGGAACUGUGGCAAAGCGGGUGUGUCUGGUGUGCGGUGACGUAGCCUCUGGCUAUCACUAUGGUGUGGCUUCCUGUGAGGCUUGCAAGGCCUUUUUCAAGAGGACCAUCCAGGGUAACAUCGAAUACAGCUGCCCAGCGUCCAACGAAUGUGAAAUCACCAAGAGAAGGAGGAAAUCCUGCCAAGCCUGUCGAUUUCUGAAGUGUCUUGCAGUGGGCAUGCUGAGAGAAGGCGUACGUCUGGACCGGGUUCGAGGAGGCAGACAGAAGUACAAGAGGAGAAUAGAUGCUGAGAACAGCCCCUAUUUGCACCCACAGAACAGCUUGCCACAGAAAAAAACAUAUGCAGUGGAAAACAAGGUGGUAUCUCUGCUGCUAGUAGCCGAGCCGGAGAGCAUCUUCGCCAUGCCGGACCCUACGGUACCUGAGAGCGACAUCAAGGCACUGACCACGCUGUGCGACCUGGCAGACAGAGAACUGGUGGUCAACAUCGGCUGGGCCAAACACAUCCCCGGCUUCCCCACCCUCUCUUUAGCUGAUCAGAUGAGUCUCCUGCAGAGUGGCUGGAUGGAGAUCCUGAUCCUUCGAGUGGUAUUUCGCUCUCUGGCCAUGGAGGACAAACUGGUUUAUGCCGAAGACUACAUAAUGGACGAGGAGCAGUCCAAACUGGCUGGGCUGUUUGAUCUGAACAAUGCAAUCCUGCAGCUGGUGAAGAAGUAUAAAUGCAUAGGGCUGGAAAAGGAGGAGUUUGUGCUCCUUAAGGCCAUCGCUCUCGCAAACUCAGACUCCAUGCAAAUUGAGGACUCUGAGGCAGUUCAGAGACUUCAAGAUGUCCUUCACGGUGCCCUGCAGGACUAUGAGGCCACCCACCACCCUGAGGACUGUCGGCGUGCUGGAAAGCUGAUCAUGACCCUCCCUCUUCUCCGUCAGACGGCAGCUCGUGCCGUCCAGCACUUCUGCAGCAUCAAACAGGAUGGCCGCGUGCCUAUGCACAAACUAUUCCUUGAACUCCUUGAGGCCAAAGCUUGAUCAGAAACAGAUCUGUCUGCUGCUUUGUGACCUCAGAGGUUUAAUAUGAGAAGGAGCAAAGCAUAUUGGUGAAUAGCGGGUUCGCAACUGUAUUAGUCCAUUUUAGCUGAACAUAGUGACUGGAACGUGUUUUUUUUUGGAGACACAGCCCUCCUGUUUCCUAUAAAAACAGUCAAAUUGGCUUAAGUUUGCUAACUUGAUGACAUAUUGGACAGAUGGCCUAAAAGCAAAGGAAUCGCGCCUUCUUCAGAUAUUUGCAGUUAUAUGCCAAACCUUAUUUCUUUAAAAUAAUUUAAGAAACACUUGAUACUUGAAGAUCCUUCUGGAUUAUUUUACGCAUCUUGAAGCCUGUAAAAUCUGCAUCCUAGUGGUUUAGAGAACAUUAAUGAUAAGAAGUUUGUUUUCCUUCUUUGUUGUAUAGUAGAGAUGUACUGUUAGUCUUGCCAAAGAGUAAACACUCUUUAUUAUUGAGUUAUACCAGCAGAUGUCCAUGAUUUUGUGAUGUGGCAAAUGAAAUGCUCACAAAAAUCUGCUCCCUUGCUGUAUUAUAUUGCAGAAAUAUCUAUCUCCAUUCAUGCACACAACAUAUUACCAGGCUAUUUCAGGGAAAGAGUGCUUCAUGAUGCAUCUGUACUACAGCAACGUAAUAUUUAUUUAUUUGUGGCUCUGUUCUGUUACUUUUAUUUACAAAUGGGCUAUUGCAGCAGGAGGAUAAUUUUUUAAAGAUUUUUAACUAAUUUUGUGAGGUAAUUUUUUACCAGCUUCUCUGCUGUAGCACUGUUAACUGACACCAUAUCAUAUUACCAUAGAAGUGGGGUCUGUGCUUGAGGAUCAUAAUAGUGUAGAGUUGUGCAGAACACCAAUAAGACAUCAUGUGAAACAAAAAAAAGGCUGCCAUAAUGUACAGUUCACUUCAAAAGUUUACAUGCUGUGUUAAUUUUGGGCUUUUGAUGAUAUAUAUGAACUGUUUUUCUUUUACUGGACUGAUAAAACAGCUCUCAGUUUUAAUGAUUUUUUAAAUCUUGAACUUGGGCACAAUUUUGUCUCUAAUUCACACAGGCUUAAUUAUAUACAUCGAUUAUAUACAUCGCUUCAAAUUAAUAUUUGGCUAAAUGUUUCUUAGGAAAUUGCACCUCAACCACAUGGUUUUUGUAGAAAUCAACAAGCUUCUGACGAAAUUCUGGCUGGAUAUUUGACCUCUGCUUGUCAGAAUUGGUAGAGCUCAUUUAAAUUGCCUGCUUUUCUAAUACAGGCCAAAUGUUUAAACAUAGCCCACACAUUUUCAACAAGGAUGAGGGUUGGGACCAUUACAGAAGCUCAGUAUUAGCCUGGAUUCAUUAUCCUGUUGGAAUACCAAACUGUAUCCAAGUUUCAGCCAUCUAGUUGUUGAUUUGAGGUGAAGUUGGUCCACCUGUUUCAUUAUUCCACUUAAUUUCUGCAAUCUAUCGUACCACUAGCAGUGAAACAGCCCCGCUGCAUGGUGCUGUCACCACCUUGCUUUAUAGUUCUUAGGCAUAAAGCCUUAAUUGACUCAUCCAAACAAACGUUUUGUCAUUGACCAAAUAGGUCAAUCUUUGUCUCGUCAAACUUUUCUCCAGAAGGAAUUUGGCUUGUCCAAGUGAGCAGCUGCAACUAUUUGUUAAGCUUGAUGGUGUUCAUUUGGGAGCAGGGGGUUCUUCUUUUUCUCAUUAGCCAUUCAGUCCUUGUUUUUUUUUUUAUGUUUAUUUUUGCGGCAUUAGAGGCCUUUGUUUUUCAUUUUACGACAGUUGGUAGACAGGAAAGAGGGCAAAGAGAGAGGGAGACAUUCGGCAAAGGGUGCCGGGUCCAGGACAGCCGCAUCAAGGACUAUAGCCUCUGCACUUGGUCGCGUGCUUAGCCCCUACACCACCAGUGCCGCGCCCCAUUCAGUCCUCGAUGUUAAACUAGCUUCACUAGACACUGAUAAUUGGGUUUCGCAGUCUUCCAGUUCAAUCUUCUGUGGCUCUCGGCUUUCUCCUGCUCCUAAGCUGUUUACUUUCAUCUGAGGGACCGUUUGGGUCACAUGGUUGAAACUUGGACACAGCUGGGCAUCUAACAGGACAAUGAUCCCCAACACACCCCAAAACCAAUUUUGAAAUGGAUAAAACAGGUCUGGAAUGGCCCUAACUUCAACCAAAUUCAAACGUGUGUGUGUGUGUGUGUGUGUGUAUAUACAGUUCUUGUUUUCAAAAAACAUCAAAGUUUUAUGCCCUGGAAAAAUAACAGUUCAAAUGCAUCUUUAAAAGACCAAACAUACCUUCAUGCACAUGGAAGGUUUAUGUAAACCUCUGACCAGAACUGUAGAUCUGUAAUUAGGGAAUCAAGUUGAUGUCUUUUGCUAUAGUAGAAGUCUGUGUGUAGAAUCAAAACGUGUGCACUGAUUUCGUUUUAGCCAUAAUGUUUGGGGAACCUGGUGGUGGCACUUUGUUAAUGUGCUAGCGUGUGUUUGUUGUGUGAAGAGUCUCUGAAAUUUGUCUCCCGCCACACAUGUCGAAUGAAGGGAGAGAACCCUCUCGGGUUUAUGGUCCGACGGCACCAAUGUGAUGGUCGGUUUAAAACGUUUGUCAUGUAAGAUUUGCUGUAUGUACAUCAUGUCUUAUGCCAACCGAGGUGUUUUACAGAUGUGAGCGUUUUUCCCUGCAGGAGCUGAGCUGUGCUGUUUCAUUCUCAGGUGGAUUCUUGGGCAAUAAAGACGAUUCCCUUAAUGCAAA
Messenger RNA from Girardinichthys multiradiatus, 4432 nucleotides. Its product is annotated as estrogen-related receptor gamma-like. Bases 330 to 1703 code for a protein of 457 amino acids. Gene Ontology annotation, molecular function: nuclear steroid receptor activity; zinc ion binding; DNA-binding transcription factor activity. The record is from RefSeq and is a predicted model, not a curated record. Gene Ontology annotation, cellular component: nucleus. Lineage: Eukaryota; Metazoa; Chordata; Actinopteri; Cyprinodontiformes; Goodeidae. The transcript is spliced from 8 exons. Gene Ontology annotation, biological process: regulation of DNA-templated transcription.